Messenger RNA from Cervus elaphus (red deer), 3142 nucleotides. It is a transcript of the gene TMPRSS2, whose product is annotated as transmembrane serine protease 2. Gene Ontology annotation, molecular function: serine-type endopeptidase activity; protein binding. The coding region runs from base 189 to 1661 and encodes 490 amino acids. The transcript has 14 exons. Lineage: Eukaryota; Metazoa; Chordata; Mammalia; Artiodactyla; Cervidae. Gene Ontology annotation, biological process: protein autoprocessing. Gene Ontology annotation, cellular component: membrane. The record is from RefSeq and is a predicted model, not a curated record.
GGAUUAAAGCGAGAGCCGGGGAGGGUCGGGGACUCCGAGCUGGGCCGAGGAAGAAGCGAACUCCAGAGGAGGCGGAGGAGAAGCAGGAGCAGGAAGGGGUGAGGGGAGGGGAGCUGCCCCGGAGCGUAGCAGGUCAACGCGAACGUUCCAAAUACCUCCCUUGACCCGAUGCUGCUGAUAACAUCAAGAUGGCUUUAAACUCAGGAUCCUCACCAGGUGUCGGGCCUUACUAUGAGAACCAUGGAUACCAGCCGGAAAGCUUGUACCCUCAGCAGCUGCCCACGGCUCCCCCUGCUUACGAGGUGUUCCCAGCUCAGUACUACCCGCCCGUGGUGCCCCAGUACACCCCAAGGGUUCAGACGCACGCCUCGACACCUGUCAUCUACAGGCAGCCCAAACCUCCAUCCGGGACAGCGUGCACCUCAAAGACUAAGAAAGUCCUGUGCGUCACCUUCACCCUGGCGGCCCUACUGGCAGGAGCAAUCCUUGCCGCCGUCCUCCUCUGGAAGUACAUGGAGGACAGGUGCUCAGGGUUGGAGUGCGGCUCCUCUGGGACCUGCGUGAGCCCCUCUCUCUGGUGCGAUGGCAUCCUGCACUGCCCCGGUGGCGAGGACGAGAACCGCUGCGUUCGCCUCUAUGGACCGAACUUCAUCCUUCAGGUGUACUCGGCACAGAGGAAGUCCUGGCAUCCCGUGUGCCAGGACGACUGGAGUGAGAGCUACGGGAGGGUGGCCUGCCAGGACAUGGGCUACCGGAAUAGUUUCUAUUCUAGCCAAGGAAUAGCUGAUAACAGCGGAGCCACAAGCUUUAUGAAGCUGAACACAAGUGCCGGCAAUGUCGAUCUCUACAAAAAACUCUACCACAGUGAUGUCUGCUCUUCAAAAACAGUGGUGUCUUUACGCUGUAUAGAGUGCGGCGUCUCCGUGAAGGCGAGCCGCCAGAGCCGGAUCGUGGGGGGAUCGAAUGCUUACUCGGGGGAAUGGCCCUGGCAGGUUAGCCUGCACGUGCAGGGCAUCCACGUCUGCGGCGGCUCCAUCAUCACCCCGGAGUGGAUCGUGACGGCCGCGCACUGUGUGGAGGAACCCCUUAACAAUCCCAAGAUCUGGGCGGCCUUUGCGGGAAUCUUGAAACAAUCUUACAUGCUCUAUGGAAGUGGAUACCGAGUAGCAAAAGUGAUUUCCCACCCAAAUUAUGAUUCCAAGACCAAGAACUAUGACAUCGCUCUAAUGAAGCUGCAGACACCUCUGACUUUCAACGACAAAGUGAAACCAGUGUGUCUGCCCAAUCCAGGCAUGAUGCUGGAGCCAACUCAGUCCUGCUGGAUUUCCGGGUGGGGGGCCACCUACGAGAAAGGGAAGACCUCGGAUGACCUGAACGCGGCCAUGGUGCACCUCAUUGAGCCCUGGCAGUGCAACAACAAGUACAUGUACAACAACCUCAUCACGUCCGCCAUGAUCUGUGCAGGCUACCUGCAGGGCACCGUCGACUCCUGCCAGGGAGACAGUGGAGGUCCUCUGGUCACUCUGAAGAGCAGCGUCUGGUGGCUGAUCGGAGACACGAGCUGGGGGUCAGGCUGUGCCAAGGCGUACAGACCGGGAGUGUACGGGAACGUGACCAUGUUCACAGACUGGAUCUAUCGACAAAUGAGGGCAAACAGCUAAUCUGUACGGCCUGGGUCCUUGGCAACAUUCCACAAGAAAAUGAAGGGGCUGAUUUUUAAUCUCCAUGCACUACGUAUAUUUUGAAGUGAUUCCAGGUCCUUUUGUUUUUAUUUGAUCAUGAUCCUGUAUGUCUUGGCCCUUUCCACAGUCCUGUGAAGACCCGUGGCUCCACUACCCCUGGGCCCACCCUUCCAGAACCCUCGUCUGAUUGGGGAGGCUGGCUGGACGUGGACAGCAGAGCCAGUGCAGAGCAAGGGGAUGGUGUCUGCCCCACGGGGACCUUCCCUCGGGCCCCAUUCCAGGGACCCCUCUUGGAUGCACAUGGGGCUGGCGACUUCUCAGCUGCUGGACGGCUUGAGAAAGGAAGGGGAAAAGCCUGGCAGGACCUGCAGGGGCCAGCCUCUGGGGCUACUGCUGGUGAGGCCACUUGGGGUAGCCCCAGGGCCUGUCUCCCCACGAGAGAAUUUGAUGAACAUUCUUGAGUGCCUUCUUAGCAGCCCAGAGUGCUGGCUGGAAAUAAAGGGACCAACUCUUCAUGGGUGAUGACUUGAUAGCCACUUGAAAGGGGACCCAAACCUUUUUCUUUUGGGGGGUGUGUAGACAGAGCCCUGGGAACAUAUGUGAUCACCCCCAGCAUUGCUGGGGGCCCUCCACCCAGGGAGACCUGCCUUAAUUCUCCAGGCUCUCCCUGGCCUCCCUUGAAGAUGGUGCAAUGCCCUGGGUCCCCACUGAGGUCUUCACCCCGAGUGGGGUGCCUGCUGACCCUCUUAAAGCCUGCUAAUCAUUCACCUGGAAAUUGAGCUCCCCCAGGGAAAUCAGGGAUACUAAUUAAAGAAACACUGUUUCCUGUAAAGCGUCUACCUGUUACUACCUCAGUGCCCAUGAAACCAGGCCGUAGUCCUACUCUUAGCUUUUUGAAACUACUGUUGCCUUUGCUUGUGUGAGCAGUAGCCGACGUGAGCUGCUUUCACAAAGUGACUGCUCCCAAUUUAAUGUUCUGGAAAUGUUGUCCUGAAGCCCAGCAUCUGGGCUUGUGAGAAAGGAGAGAGGGGUGUGCAAGGGCCUCCCCGUGGCCCCUUCCAGCCACUCCUCAAAUUCCCCUGCAGGGGAGAGUCAGGCUUCAGUGACCAAGUGUGAAGCGUAAACACGGGUGCUGUGAGGUCCUGCCUCCUCUCUGACACAGUGGUUUCGCAGAACGACUUGAAUGAUUCUGCACUAGGACUUGGCCUUGGAGUGGAAGUCAGGACGAUCCGCUAGCAGGAUGCUCGGGCGGCAGCAUCCCCAGGGGCCAUCCUGACCUGCCUCCUCCCGAGCCAGAUUUUAAAAAGCGUCAAGAUGGUGAGCAAGCGUGCCUUCUUUAGUGCUUCUUUUAAUUUAUGUGACCACUGUUUGUUCUUUGUUUUGUAUCUUUUUUAAACUGUAAAAUUCAAUUGUGAAAAACUGUACCAAUAAAUUAUGCAUUUUUUUGUUUUUCAAACAUG